AUGAAAAAGAUUUUUGUGCUUUUUUUCCUCGGCAGUCUUCUAUUGGCAGUAACACAAGGGAAUUGUGGAUUGAUCUGUGGUGGUAAGAAUACCAUGGAAUAUAUUAAGGAUCUACUACUUCCUUUGAAGAAUUCAUUUUUUACCAACAGAAGUUCCAAAAUAAAUUCUGCAAUGAGAAAUAUUCCUACAUUCACACUACCACAUACAGGGGAUAAAAUCCCGGCUGUGGCAUUUGGGUCUGGAUCCAAGCACAGAUUGAGGAAAUGGAGUGACCCAAAAUUGUCAAAAGAUACUGUUGAUGAGCCGAUAGUCAAAAUUAUAAUGGAUGCACUUAAAGCAGGCUUUAAUCAUCUUGACACUGCUGAAAGUUAUCUGACAAGAAUUGAGAUCGGAGAAGCGUUAAAACGCUCUGGUGUGGACAGAUCAAAACUUUGGAUAACCGACAAGUACAAUCAGGGCUGGAUAUUAGAUGAUGGCCAAGUUCUUCGUUCUGGUUCACCUUCCGGACCGUAUGAAUCGUUAAAGAAGGGUCUUAAGGUGAUGGGACUCAAGUAUGUGGAUCUGUUUUUGAUUCAUGGUCCGUAUUUCAGCCCUCAAACCUGCGAUAUUACGUUAGAAGAAGCAUGGAAACAGAUGGAGAGAAUUCAAAAAGAAGGUCUUGCUCACAAUAUCGGAGUGUCCAACUUCAAUGCUUCGAGAUUAAAGAAACUUUAUGAGAUAGCCGAUGUCAAGCCGCAGGUCGACCAGGUUGAAUAUCAUCUCUAUGAGCAAGAGCCAGAUCUCAUAGAGUUUUGCAAAGACCACGAUAUAUUUGUUGAAGCUUACACACCACUAACGCCGAUGUUUGCCUCAAAAGUUGGUGAGAAUAGACCUUUGAAUCCAAUAAUAGACAAGCUGUGUCACAAGUAUCAUGUGGAGCCAAAUCAGCUUCUUCUCCGCUGGGUGUACCAAUCUGGAGUUUUGCCAAUCACUACAUCUUCUAAGUUGAGUAGAAUGACCGAGACAUUCAAGAUUUUCGACUUUGAACUAGAAAAAGCCGACUUUGAUCUUCUUCAGAAGGUUGGAAAAUCAUUCCAUUACAGACACUACUUCCAUAAUAUCUUCGAAAACGACCAUUAG
This is a messenger RNA of Brettanomyces bruxellensis, 1119 nucleotides long. RefSeq lists its product as uncharacterized. Gene Ontology annotation, cellular component: cytosol. Bases 1 to 1119 code for a protein of 372 amino acids. The record is from RefSeq and is a predicted model, not a curated record. The transcript has a single exon. Gene Ontology annotation, molecular function: aldose reductase (NADPH) activity; oxidoreductase activity, acting on NAD(P)H as acceptor. NCBI's taxonomy places the organism in Eukaryota, Fungi, Ascomycota, Pichiomycetes, Pichiales, Pichiaceae.